This is a messenger RNA of Rotaria sordida, 342 nucleotides long. The record is from the annotation of a GenBank genome assembly. NCBI's taxonomy places the organism in Eukaryota, Metazoa, Rotifera, Eurotatoria, Philodinida, Philodinidae.
AUGUCGCAAUCACCUGGUAAUGAUCAAAGUCCAUUUGCUGUUCUUGUUAAGCGUCUUAUUGAAAGUAAUGAACAAAUGCGAGCUCAAGUUGGCAAAAUAAAUCAUCUUGUACUAAAAGACGAUGAUAAAAAUCGUUCAUUAAUUCUCGAUGCAAAUAGUAUAUCUUCAAUUGAAUCAUCUAUUCGUAAUUUAGAUCGUUUAACAAAAACAUUCCAUGAAAUAUGUUCUGAUUUAACAACACAAAUUCUCUUACUUUCUGAUGCUAAUGAACGAGUAAACACACAAGAUAUAGAAUAUAUAGCAUAUCAAGCAUGUGAUAAAGUCUAUAAAAAACGAAGAUAG